This is a messenger RNA of Aedes aegypti (yellow fever mosquito), 902 nucleotides long. RefSeq names its product cuticle protein. Gene Ontology annotation, cellular component: extracellular matrix. Bases 146 to 796 code for a protein of 216 amino acids. The transcript is spliced from 2 exons. The record is from RefSeq and is a predicted model, not a curated record. Lineage: Eukaryota; Metazoa; Arthropoda; Insecta; Diptera; Culicidae.
GUGGGGUGGGAUUUCAUCGUCGUUCGCCGAAGCAGUUGUCGUUGGAUCAAAUCCAUUCAGUAUAAAACGGAGAAAUUGUUCUUGAUUAGGCACAGUUUGAUUAGUUCUAUUGAUUUGACAACACCGCUGGACACAUUUCUACAAAAUGGCAUUCAAGUUUGUUACCUUCCUCGCUCUGGUGGCCGUUGCCCGUGCCGGAGUUCUGGCUCCAGUUGCCUACUCGGCUCCUCUGGCUUACGCCACUCCAGUUACCAAGACUCUUGUAGCUGCUCCACUCACCAAGACCGUUGUCGCCGACGAGUACGACCCCAACCCACAGUACUCCUACUCGUACGGAAUCUCCGACGCCCUGACCGGUGACCAGAAGUCCCAGCAGGAAUCCCGCAGCGGAGAUGUCGUUCAGGGAUCUUACUCGCUGGUUGAUGCUGAUGGUUACAAGCGCACCGUUGACUACACUGCUGAUCCGAUCCACGGAUUCAAUGCUGCUGUCCGUCGUGAACCUCUGGCCGUCAAGACCAUUGCUCCAGUUGUUGCUGCCAAGACCAUUGUUGCCCAGCCUGCCUAUGCUGCCUACGCUGCCCCAGUUGCCAAGACCAUCUCAUAUGCUGCUCCAGUUGCCAAGACUAUCUCGUAUGCUGCUCCAGUUGCCAAGACUAUUUCCUACGCCACUCCAGCUGUGACCAAGACCAUUGUUUCGCAGCCAGCUUAUGCCACAUAUGCCGCUCCAUUGGCCACCAAGACCAUCGUUUCGCAGCCAGCCUAUGCCAGCUACGCUGCUCCAGCUUACUAUCAUUAAGUGGUGUCAGACUGAUUGUUGCUUAGAAUGAAUGUUGAUUGAUUGUGACCUGCCUAAUUUAUUGCCAAAAGAGUAUUGAAUAGAUGAAAUGUCAUCCAAAAAUUAA